GCAGGCUCUGAGCAUGUCGCUAUAGUAACCCGGCCCUUCCUGCUGGUCUCAUUGACGGAGCAGCUCCCAGUGAAGCCGGCGUCAGGUUUAUCCACCGCAAAGCGAAAACUACAGCGACUAAACCGUCGGCAGGAACUAGAAGCACUAUGAAAAUCUGGACUUCAGAGCACAUAUUCAACCACCCAUGGGACACUGUGACCAAAGCAGCUAUGCAGAAGUACCCGAACCCCAUGAACCCCAAUGUAGUGGGAGUGGAUGUGCUGGACAGACACAUUGAUGUCCAGGGAAGGUUACACAGCAGCAGGCUCCUCAGCACGGAGUGGGGGCUCCCCUCCCUUGUCAAAUCUCUUAUUGGGGCCACAAGAUCCAGGACGUAUGUCCAGGAGCACUCAGUGGUGGAUCCUUCACAACAUACUUUUGAACUGAAGUCGACUAAUAUUACAUUUACCAACCUGGUGUCCGUGGAUGAGAGGCUGAUUUACAAACCUCACCCCCAGGAUCCUGAAAAGACUGUGCUAACACAGGAGGCCAUCAUCAGUGUGAAGGGAGUCAGUCUCAGCAGCUAUUUGGAAGGGGUCAUGGAGAACACCAUCUCUUCGAAUGCCUGCAAGGGCCGCGAGGCGAUGGAGUGGGUGAUCCGACGACUGAACAUGGAAAUCGAAGAGUUAGCCGCGGCGGCCAGGAGCACCAUCAGGACGCCCAUGGCAGCGGCAGUCACUGACAAAUGACAUCCCUGACCUUGAGACAGGCUCGCUCUCAUCAGACUCGACUCCGAGUCACCCACAGCUCCUCUUUGUGCUGGUUUUAUAUUUAUUUAUGUACAUGUAUAAUAUAUCUCGAAGUCCUUCUAUUUAAGAGAUUCAUAUCUAUAUUAGAUAUCAUUUAGACUGAGCACAAAGAGAAGCUGUGGAGGCUUAUUUAUUACCGAAAGGUGUAAAGCAUGACCGAUGAUUUUUUUUUAAAGGAUCUGCGUUCUGGUAUUAAUCUGCUGAACGUUGCUGAUUUUGAAAGUUAACGCUGAAAUGUUAAGUGUAAGUGUGUGAACAUGUUGGUUCUGAUGUGUUUUUAUGUGUGGAUUUGCACAUACACGUGGGAUCUUGGAUCCUGGAACUCAUGCAGAGAUGACAAGCCAGUGCACACUUUGUGCAGAAGUGUUAUUUCCACGAUCCAAGCCUGAUGCAAACGACUAAGUGGAGACUGAGCAGAAAGACCAGGGACAAAAACAGCAAUGAGACUUCUGAACCUAUGUGCCAUCUCUCUGUCACAUAGAGAUGUGAUGAAUACAUAUAAUUCAUUGGAAAAUGAAUGUACAAAUAUUUAGGUAGUAUAUGUGAAGGCCAGUUUCCUUAGACUGAAAGUUUGUGUUUAACUUUAUUCAUUUUUUUUUUUUUUUUUUUUUUGUUAUGCGUAUGUGUUUCAUGAUCACUUUCUAAUACUUUAACGCAGAUUCUUUCUCGGUCAGACUAAGGAGUCAUCAACUGCCAGAUGAUUCUGGCAAAUCAACACUUGAAUGUCAAGUACUGUACAUUUUAGUAUUAUAUAUUCAAGCUGAAAACGAAGGGGGUGUUUUUCAUAUGAAGCAAACCCUGGAGUUUUAAAGUGGACCAUUUGAAACACCUAGCUGUUGGUUAGUGCACAGUGUUAAAGUUCACUUGCUCUCGAGUUUGGGACUUGAUAGAGGGAUUGCAGAUGACUGAACAAAGAAGGACUGUACUGCGCAAGGAACAGCCUGUGUUCCCCCUGGCUGAGACUGCAUCCAAAUGGGGAAGGAUAACCUGUAAGAGACCGCAAAAUGAAUUAUUAAAAAACAGACUUGUUGUGCACAAACAAACAAAAACUAAAAAAAAAGAAAAACAGGAAAUUAGAAGCAGUAGAAUCACCUUAACCCUUUAAUGUACCCAGCGCUGGCUAGGCCAGCUGAUAACAAUACCAGAUGUAAAGCGUUUAGAAAAUCGCUCUCACCAGCAGAUUAGUGUGUUUCAUUAGGCUGCACAGUGUGGGAUUUCUGUUUCAAAUCCUGCAAAGAUUCAACUGCAGGAAUGUGAAACUGUCUCUCCCUGCCCCCCAAAUAAUAGUCAGUAAAUAAUAUCAAGCCUGUUCUGUUUGAGCUUAUUCAUCACAAAAGUACAUUGAUACAUUCAGAUCCUGGAGUUAUUUAGCAAGUGAGACUUUUUAUUUCAGAGUCCACACACAGAUUGAACUUGUCUUCAGUACAGACAGCCGAGAGGACUGUGUAACCCAUGGAGUUUUGGUGUUUAUUUUUUAUUUGUUUGUCUAACAGAAGUGGAUACCUCAUUUUAACAACCAAAGGGAGCAAAUUAUCCAAACUAGAACAGAAGUACUUCUGCAGCUUACAGUGAAUUCAAAGGACACCUCCCUGUAAGGUGACAGAACCUAGGCACAGUCUGAUGUAUCUAUUUUCAAUUUGCAUCUGUAUAUGGAGGAGAAUCCCAUCCCAAUGCUCCGCGCUGCAGGAAUAUGAAUGUGAAAUGUGCAGAAAGAGGUAGCGAAUGGAAUUGCACCAUGCUGCUAGAUUGUCCCUCUGUAAUACCUUAUCCACACUACCUUGCAAUCAACACAACUGUUUGUGCUGGCUCUCUGGUCUUGGGGUUUGGCACGGUUGUUUAUUGAGCACACUGGAGCCCAGUGCAGUGUGUUUACCAUUUGUAAAUGUGCCUCAGCCCUGUCCAGGACACCAGUGUGAGCACCAUGCCGUUUUCAUGGCUGUGGACUCCACAUCAUUGUAAUUUGCUUCCUUUCGGUCACCUUGUUGUACCUGGCAUGUGUCUUUAUCAUAGGUGUUGCAUUUUAGAACGGAAUUUGUGGAUUGUUAGCUGGGAAGAGAACCCAGUAAAGUAGUUGCAGGGUGCAGUUUUUUAAAUCUGUCAUGCAUACACUUUGAAAACACCAACCACUUCUGAGAAAGGAAAAAAAGAAAAUAAAUCAAACCUAGAUAUUUUACAAAAUAUAGAAACUUUUGGAAACAAGCUCUGGAAAUGUGUAUUUUUGAACAUGAUGUUUAAGUAUAUUAAAAAUAUAUAUUGUUUUGAGAUUCAUUCCACCGCUGAAGACUAUUACUUGACCCUAUUGUAAUGCAGGGUGAUAAACAACAUGCUAUUCAACUCAUUACAACCCUUGUGUGGUGCUGGGGUGAAAUGAUUAUUGAGAAAUUCAUUUGCCAUGUAUGUAUGUGCUAGUGCAUGGAAUUGUGUAACAUAGAAUAUGCUAAGAAAUAAAUAAUAAUAAUAAUAAUAAUGUUUGGAAAGAGUUCCAUAAAACAUCAUGUAGGAAUUCAAAUCACUUUAAACAACUUUAAAAACAGUGACGAAUAGUUUAAUAAGUUUUUAAACCCAAACCAUUUCUGCUAUCCAUAAUGACAACACAGUAUAAAAAUUGGUGGAUCUUUGUCCACUGAAUAUAAAACCCUGGACAUCACAUUAAAAGUGGCCUUCACACGAGUUUGGCUGUAAACUGGAGUCUUUCAAAACUUCUCUACAGAGUGCAGGGAUAUUAACAAAGCCCUCCUCCACCAUUUCCUGUACUACCCCAGCAUUCCUGCAAAGCACACUCCCUUUAAUUACCUAGGCAUGACGACGCGUUCAUUACCACUGCAGGCACCAAGCAGCUGUGUUACUACAGUGCCAUACGAAGAAAACAAAACACUCAACAAGCCAAAACAUUAGCGUUGCUAUUAUUUCAACUAAUAAUCUGUUCUCUGCAUAGCCUUUGUGUUCCAGUACAAUAACUAGACUGUUUCUUUUUGUUAUAAAGUUGAAAGCUUUAACAGUACUAAAGUAGGUGUUGUGAUGCUGUCAGGGGUCUGUUUUCCAGGAGCAGUGCUGUGUCUCUGUGCUCUUUUGUAGAGAUAUGGCUGGAUUGUCUGUGUUGAAGAGACUCAAACCUGCGGUGUGCUUCAGCAGUUUUGUCUUUAUAAAAUCACUGAAAACAAGCAUUUAAGGUCUGAUGACAGAUACUAAUAAAAUAUGAUACUAAAACCUCA
Acipenser ruthenus (sterlet) is the source of this 4000-nucleotide messenger RNA. Its product is annotated as PRELI domain containing protein 3B-like. Gene Ontology annotation, molecular function: phosphatidic acid transfer activity. Lineage: Eukaryota; Metazoa; Chordata; Actinopteri; Acipenseriformes; Acipenseridae. The transcript is spliced from 6 exons. Gene Ontology annotation, biological process: phospholipid transport. The record is from RefSeq and is a predicted model, not a curated record. The coding region runs from base 147 to 728 and encodes 193 amino acids. Gene Ontology annotation, cellular component: mitochondrial intermembrane space.